GCGGAGUCUCGCACAACGUUGUAAUUCUACUUCUCGUGUUGUCUACCGAUUUAUUUUCGUUUGACAAUACGGAGUCGUUUGGUGUCAGACGAAGUUGUUCUUAGUGCAUAGUCCAGUGGAUAUUGCAUUAUCCUAAGCAAUGGCAGAAAAGAAGGCUCCCUACCCAGGUGCUCCUCCACAGGCCCCUCAAGGCUUUGUGCAUGGUCCAGCUCAAGCAGCUUAUGGAGUGGCUGGCGCUAGUCCUUAUGGCGUGUUCCCAACCAACCUGUAUGCUGCUGCAGCUGCAGCACAAGCCCAAGCUCAGGGUCCGCCUCCGACUUAUGAUCAAACCUUAGGACACCCUAUGGUUGGACAACAGAUGUACCCGCCUGGUGCUGCAGCUGCUGCCGCUGCUGCUGCUGCUGCACAGAUGUAUGCUGCUCAAGGCUAUCCCGGUUAUCUUGGCUAUCCUCCUUACAACCCAAUGCAGGCUGCUUACUACUCACCUUUAGCAGCGUAUGCGUAUCCAGGAAUGCAGCAAGCUACACCCCAGUUCAGACCUGCAAUCAUGGUUCCGGGUGGCUACGAUGCAGGUGCAAGGUUUGACGGAAUUGCACAAAAUGUGAUCCCCCAGUCUCCUCCUGGAGUGGCUCCCAAUGCCGCACAACUGGCAGCCAUGGCUGGACAUGGUGUGGCUCUUACUCAGAAGAAAGGCUCUUAUUUGGCUGGUGGCAGUGAGGGUGGAUACACGUUCUGGUAAACCUAUUUAAAAUUAAACAAAAAAAAGAAAAAGUUACGACAUACAGUAUCAGAAAACUUAAAAAAAAAAUACAAAAAAAAAAAAACUGAAGGAAAAGUUGUUUUUUAUUUUGCAGAAAGAAAUGAGAAAAUGUCUUUCAAUUAGGGUUGCCCCUACUCCUUUUGUAUCUGUGGGUUGCUGUGAACUUUACCCAAAUAAUAUAAAAUCAUUGUUUGUCAAGAGGCUUUGCUGACUUGGCUGCUCUGUCUAGUUGUUUCUCAAUCCCAAAAAGGAAAUUAUUCUACCCAGUGUUCCUUUACUCUACCUUUUGGAAUGAUAGUUCCAAAUGUUAUGUGCAGUUAUUCUAAUCAAAUAGUGGAGUUGAUGUUUGAAUAUCAAUCAGUAUCUCAAAUGUAUGCCAUCACGUUCCUCUUUCGGUGUCUUCGUGUUGCCAUUUUACUUCUGUGAGGGUAUAGGCUUGGACUUUUUUGCUAAUAGAUCCAGUGAGGAUUAUUUUCAUCUGUGACUUAUUAAGUGCAAAAAUCUCUUAUGCUCUUAGAAAUGUGAUAACAUUUAGUCAAGUUAGGUACUUUCAUUUUUUAAAAGUUGAACUUCUUUAUUUAAGUGAGAAAUUUAAGGAAUGAGAAUGCAUUGUUUUGCAAGUGUCGAUCCAAAUGACAUGCCAAUUCUUUCUGUUUGAAGUACUUCCUAGGUCUGAACCAACUUUUAAGGAAAAGACUUUCUCAUUUUCAUCACAAAGUUUUGUUAAAGGUUCUUUAUUUAUAUUUAUGUAGACACUCUUGAAGUAACCAGUGACAGUCAUUAUCUGUACUUAUGACAGUACUUUUUGUUGAUAGUUAUGAUUGCAAUUUUCAUUCUGUGUGAAGGUGAAAAGUUGAUUGUGAGAAGAAGACAAAAUAUUUUCUUUCCAACCCUUCUUUCCGAACUCCUUGCGUGAAUUGACAUAUCGCAUGUGCUUAUCAAUUGUAUUCCACACAUUGCAACAUUACCUUUUUAGCAUUGUAUGUUUGUUUUGUUUUUGUUUUCCCUUUUGGAUGGCAACCCUAGAUUGUAAGAAUCAUAAUUUUAUCUUACCCAUUUGCCUUAUCGUGAUAAUUUAAUGUGUUGAUAAACUCUUAGUUUUGGGCUUUUAAUGUGGGGAAACGCUCUCAAUGCAAGAUAUCUCAGCCUGUGCUUAGUGUCGGUUCCUCUGUUAGGUCCAAAGCAAUUUCUGCUUACUGAGAUCAUAGAGGAGUGAAAUUGUUUUUAUUUGUCAGUCAAUUCAUUUUUGAUCCACCUUUCAGGUAAUGUUUCCUUAUGCACUGAUCCAGCUAUUGCUCAAGUGUUUCAAGAAAAUUCAAACAGUAAUAGCAGAGUAUGUGUGACUAUCGUCUCUGACCCCCCCAAAAAAAGAAUGAAAUAAAAUACAGAGACAGAGGCAAUUUUUAAAGAUCUGACUUUUCCUCCCCUGUGAUUUCAAUCUGUCCAUGCCAAGAAUUCGUUUUUAUCUCAACCUCAUUUUUUUUAAUUUAUAGCAUUCCAGUUUCUUUUUAUUCUUUUCUCUGUUUUGAAUCAUGUUUUCUAGAAAUGUCAAGUUUUGUCUAUUAUUCUUUCAGAUUGGAAGGUUUUCACGUUGAGAUCAAAAUGGUUCUAAGAAGUCUCCAGUUCCUUUUAUCGGAUGUUUGGAAUCUAUUCAUUGUGAAUUCUUUGUGCAGAACAUGUCCUGAGUAAUGCCAUCAAAAGUGUUCUUUGGUCAUGGUGAGUCUUUGUCAUGGACAGUCAUCUAAAGCCCCUGACCUCAUCAUUUGUUUAUUUGUUAUGAAAACAUCAUAGUGGUAUCGUAUUUCCAACUUAAAAAAUUUGUUUCGUAUUUGUUGUGUUUUUCUCUUGCCUCCAGGGGCAGUUUUGUCAAAAUAGACCAUUCCUUGUUAUUUGAGUAUCAAUAGUGCGGUACUGUAACUCUCUAGUAUGUCACUAUGGUUGUUAUUGUGAUAUUCCUGAUACCAACAGAGGUAGGCAAAAUUGGAGAGAUCAGCUCUUUAUCUGAGAUCUGACACAUUUUUAUGUUGGUUUGCUUGGUGAUUUGUACUUUGUCUCUGCUUUCGCUCUCAUUCUGAAGAGCAAAUCACUGUUACCUACAAUAAUAUGAAAUUGACCGGCUUUAACUGAUAUUAAACUAUUUCACUAUUAAUUAUUGGUGAUGCCAGUUAUGCCUACUACAGAAUGCUUAUUACAUCCAUCUUUUAAGUUGAUUCUCCAAAGCAAUGCCAAGUGUCUUGUUUGCCUACCUCUGAAUGUUUAAAAACAUGAUGGUACCAGUAUCGUUAAAUAUUGAAUGGUAGUGUUGCCAUCUCACAUUUUUUAUAAUACUCAGACAUUUAUACUUAAUGAGAUUCCAUUGUGCUUGAAGCCAGUCUUAAAAUUUAAGCCUUAGAUCAAGUUUUGUUCUGUUGUGUGGAGUAUGAUAAAGAACUGGUGAACUUGAUGGAUUUUGCAAGGACAAAGAUAUUGUUGUUUUCUAUUGCAGUGAAAUAGACAUAGAAAUUGUACAAGUGUGUGUGACUGAAUAUAAAUGUGUGUGAACGUGAGUGUGAUUGUGUGUGGACUGUGAUCUGUUUUAGGAGCAUGCAAGUUUUAAAUGUGAGAGAAUGUGUGUUACUUUUGAAGUUAUUUAAAAAUGAACAAGUUUUCCCACAGAACUUGAAGCUAUUGCUUGACUUCAAGAAUGUUUUCCUCUUUCCAAAAAAAAAAAAAAAAAAA
Messenger RNA from Thrips palmi, 3478 nucleotides. RefSeq names its product spidroin-2-like. The transcript has 5 exons. NCBI's taxonomy places the organism in Eukaryota, Metazoa, Arthropoda, Insecta, Thysanoptera, Thripidae. The coding region runs from base 140 to 739 and encodes 199 amino acids. The record is from RefSeq and is a predicted model, not a curated record.